Messenger RNA from Arabidopsis thaliana (thale cress), 1796 nucleotides. It is a transcript of the gene SPCH, whose product is annotated as basic helix-loop-helix (bHLH) DNA-binding superfamily protein. Gene Ontology annotation, molecular function: protein dimerization activity; DNA-binding transcription factor activity. The coding region runs from base 315 to 1409 and encodes 364 amino acids. Gene Ontology annotation, biological process: regulation of DNA-templated transcription; guard cell differentiation. The record is from RefSeq and is marked reviewed. NCBI's taxonomy places the organism in Eukaryota, Viridiplantae, Streptophyta, Magnoliopsida, Brassicales, Brassicaceae. Gene Ontology annotation, cellular component: nucleus. The transcript has 3 exons.
ACACGAAAAACCUAGAUCCUCCCCCAAAUUUCAUCCAACGGCACAAACCGCAUAAUAAAUAACCCUAUCAAAAUAUAAUAAUAAAAAUUGAAAUUUGAUAGCGAUAGUUUAGUCCUCGAUGAAUGCGAGUCCCUCAUAUUUACUCCUUUUGGCAUUCACUCUCUUUAUUUCUCUUUCUCAACUUGAUAUGUCUUUUGGCGUCUCUUUCUUUCCCUAAAUCUUUCUUUUAUUUUGCUGUUUAAAAAAAAAAUCCAACCAUAAGACAAAACAACGAACGAGGAAGAGAGAGAGAGAAGGAUAUAUCUCUAAUCACGAUGCAGGAGAUAAUACCGGAUUUUCUUGAAGAGUGUGAAUUUGUCGACACUUCACUAGCCGGAGAUGAUCUAUUUGCCAUCUUAGAGAGUCUUGAAGGUGCCGGAGAGAUAUCUCCGACAGCUGCAUCUACACCUAAAGAUGGAACCACAAGUUCCAAGGAGUUAGUUAAGGAUCAAGAUUAUGAAAACUCAUCUCCUAAGAGGAAAAAGCAAAGACUAGAAACCAGGAAAGAAGAGGACGAAGAAGAAGAAGACGGAGACGGAGAAGCAGAAGAAGAUAAUAAGCAAGAUGGGCAACAAAAGAUGUCUCAUGUAACCGUGGAACGUAACCGGAGAAAGCAAAUGAACGAGCACUUAACCGUUUUGCGUUCUCUUAUGCCUUGUUUCUACGUCAAACGGGGGGACCAAGCAUCGAUCAUAGGAGGAGUUGUGGAGUACAUAAGCGAGUUACAACAAGUUCUCCAAUCUUUGGAAGCCAAGAAACAACGUAAAACCUACGCCGAAGUCCUAAGCCCGAGAGUUGUCCCGAGCCCUCGUCCUUCACCGCCUGUUCUAAGCCCAAGAAAACCGCCUCUUAGCCCGCGCAUCAACCACCACCAGAUUCACCACCACCUACUUCUCCCUCCCAUAAGUCCUCGAACACCUCAGCCAACAAGCCCAUACCGGGCCAUUCCACCGCAACUACCACUCAUCCCACAGCCUCCGCUUCGCUCUUACAGCUCAUUGGCCAGUUGCAGCAGCUUAGGAGAUCCACCUCCAUACUCUCCUGCUUCAUCUUCUUCAUCUCCUUCAGUUAGUAGUAACCAUGAGAGUAGUGUGAUCAAUGAGCUUGUUGCUAACUCAAAAUCGGCUUUGGCUGAUGUGGAAGUGAAGUUUUCAGGAGCUAACGUGCUGCUCAAAACGGUGUCGCAUAAGAUCCCGGGACAAGUUAUGAAGAUAAUUGCUGCUCUUGAAGAUUUGGCUCUUGAGAUUCUUCAGGUUAAUAUUAACACCGUCGACGAAACCAUGCUUAAUUCUUUCACCAUCAAGAUUGGAAUUGAGUGCCAACUAAGUGCAGAAGAACUGGCUCAACAAAUUCAGCAAACAUUCUGCUAGUAAAGAAGGAUUUAAUAUAGCUUCGUAUAAACCUUAACGAGAGAGCAGUACGUACUCACUUUCUCUCCUUAGUAUCCCUUUAAUUAUCUUUUCAGUUUUCUGCAAAGAUAUGGAGUUUAAAAAAAUAAAAUUGUUAUCUAAAGUUUUAAUCAAAUAUUGAUUAAUUAUAACUAAUAUAGGUAUAAGUGAGUUUUAAAGAUUAUCAGCUUCAUAACAGCCAUCGUCAUGUUUACUUUCUUUUAAAUUUUAGAAUUUAGACGUACUCCUACCAUGUAAUUUUAUUUCUGUCAUUACAUCAAGCAUUGUAGCUGUAAUUGCAUAUGAAUGAACAAUAGUGUAUGAGUGAUCUCAUGAAUAAUAUUCUUCUUGCAACACAAAAUGUUAAGG